AUGACGAGCACUUCAACCGACGUCCUGACACCGACCACCAACGGACUCACCACCAAGACAACGUCGUUAACGAUCCCUCGUUUUACCCCCGGGCCAGGAUGCGUCAACGCUUCCAACAUCUUCUACGAGACAGCCGAGUGCUCCUGGGGCACUGGAAUAGGCCUAUAUAAGCCGGAUACGCACACAUGCACCUUCUUUGGGAUUGAUGGAGUUGGGGAUGAGCCAAACAACGAUUGCCUCCCAGGUUACCGUGAUAUCGCAACGGCAUGCCCUGUUGAGUACACGGUGGCGAGCACUUGGGAUUGGGAAAAGUCCAACGGCGAGACUACUCGCGAGAUUUACUGUUGUCCAACUGUCUAUGACUUCAAGUGGCGUGGAAUGGCAACCUUGACCGACAAUAGAGGCAGCUCCGCCAGUCUGACGAUAUCCUCUUGCGUCGCCAGGCAACCUUCAUUUUCUGGUAGCCCUCCAUGGGCAAUGAACAUCAGCUACUGGUCGACAUCUGGCGACAGGCUCGUCAAGGCCGCGACAACCGCAGAAUUCGACCCCGAGACGGACAAGCUCGUAGCCUCGGCUGCCACGAUAAACUACGUAAUCAACAAACGCGGCUCAACUUGUGUUCCGGACUGCUCAACGCCUUAUACGGGUGGAGAGUGGCCACCAACGGUUACGGGGACAUCGUCAACUCAGCCGGUAAAUGAUUCGCCCCUUAGGGGUAUGGAGAACUUUAUUUAUGUAAUUAUUGGAGUUCUCGUGGGUGUUGCACUUCUCUGUACUGGAUGUUGCAUUUGGGGUUGUAGGAGAAGGAAAAAGAAGGAGAGGGCGGCGGCACGAAGACAGGCAUUGGAGACGGUGCCGGAGGAUCAAGGGACAAUACAAAUGGGAAGUAUGGAGGGAGCUAGGAAAGUCGACUAA
Molecule: messenger RNA, 915 nt
Organism: Fusarium vanettenii 77-13-4
Lineage: Eukaryota; Fungi; Ascomycota; Sordariomycetes; Hypocreales; Nectriaceae
Exons: 2
Coding region: 1-915 (304 amino acids)
Source: RefSeq, a predicted model, not a curated record